GUCAGCGGCGAUGCAGGUCAGAGCUCUGAGAGAUUACUGCAACAACUACGACCUGACGAGCCUCAACAUCAAGACUGGAGACAUCAUCACGGUUCUGGAGCAGCAUUCUGACGGCCGGUGGAAGGGUUGUAUCCAUGACAACCGGACAGGAAAUGACCGCGUUGGUUACUUCCCCUCCAGCAUGGUGGAGGUCAUCAGCAAGAGGCCAGGUUCUCGGAGCUCUGAGGCCAGUCCCCACGGCUCUCCCACCUUAGGCCAGCAGGGCGGCGCCAGCGGGGGACGCUCUGGGUGCUUCGGAAGCCUCGCAGCUGCAGCUAAGAGUCCAUCUGGUUGUCCUCCUCAUGAGCAGCGCUCCUUUGAUCGUAAGGCAGAGGCAGAUGGGAAGGACCUGACAGCAAUCGGGGUAACUAAACCAGGCCAUCGUAAGAAGAUGUUAUCAGAGAUCAGCAAACUGCCGUCUGGUGACUGGCUACCUGACCACAAACCUGCCAGCCUGGGAGAGUGGUUGUCAGCGAUCGGGCUGAGCCAGUACUACCAGGUUCUGGUGCAGAAUGGAUACGACAACAUCGACUUCAUCACUGAGAUCAGCUGGGAGGACCUGAAGGAGAUCGGCAUCACCAAGCUGGGCCACCAGAAGAAGAUAAUGUUAGCAGUGAGGAGGCUGAGGAAGUUCCAGAGAGGAGAGGGAAGUUCUCAGCCUUCUACCCCUCCUUCCUCCUCCACCCCUCCUUCCUCCUCCACUCCUCCCCCCUCUACCCCACUUCCCUCUACUGGGAGGGGUCAGAGGCCCCCUCCCACUAAACCCCGGCCAGGGAUUGGCUCACCACCUCACACUCCCACCAAGACCCACCCCUCCUCCGCCAAGGCUCGAUCCCACCCCUCCACCCAGCCCCCCACCAGCUGA
Messenger RNA from Coregonus clupeaformis (lake whitefish), 904 nucleotides. RefSeq names its product caskin-1-like. Bases 11 to 904 code for a protein of 297 amino acids. Gene Ontology annotation, molecular function: protein binding. The transcript is spliced from 7 exons. The record is from RefSeq and is a predicted model, not a curated record. NCBI's taxonomy places the organism in Eukaryota, Metazoa, Chordata, Actinopteri, Salmoniformes, Salmonidae.